AUGGGACUGCUGUCAAUAAUCCGCAAGACAAAGCGAAAGGAGCGCGAGAUGCGUAUCCUUAUGCUGGGCCUGGACAACGCCGGGAAAACGACGUGCAUCAAGAAAUUUUGUGGAAAGGACACAAGCUCUAUUAGCCCUACACUUGGGUUCCAGAUUACCGCCUUCUCCCUGCAUGGCUGUACGCUAAACAUAUGGGAUGUUGGGGGUCAGCAGUCGUUGCGGAGUUACUGGAGAAAUUAUUUUGAGAGCACCGAUGGCUUGAUCUGGGUGGUGGACAGCAACGACGUGGCACGACUGGAGGACUGCAGGAAGGAGCUUCAUGCCCUCCUUCAAGAGGAGCGGUUGGCGGGGGCAAGCCUGCUGGUGUUUUUGAACAAGCAGGACUUACCUGCAUCACUCACUCCAGAAGAAAUAGCGCGACAGUUAGACAUUGACACCAUUAAAAAAGGGAGGCGACACGUGCAUUUGUGCACAUGCAGUGCAAAGACGGGCGACGGGCUACUGGAAGGAAUGGAAUGGAUUGUGCAAGACGUCUCUAACAGGAUGUACUUUGCGAGCUGA
Molecule: messenger RNA, 561 nt
Organism: Trypanosoma rangeli
Lineage: Eukaryota; Euglenozoa; Kinetoplastea; Trypanosomatida; Trypanosomatidae
Product: ADP-ribosylation factor
Exons: 1
Coding region: 1-561 (186 amino acids)
Biological process (GO): protein folding
Cellular component (GO): microtubule cytoskeleton; cytoplasm
Molecular function (GO): GTPase activity; GTP binding
Source: RefSeq, a predicted model, not a curated record